AUGCCUGCUUGGCUUCUCCCCAUGGCGAGGGGCUGGGCGCUGGCCGGGAAGUUCUCUGCACCCUCCCUGCAAGUGAAGGCUGUCUCUGAUGUACAGGAUCCACAGUACUUUACAAAUGAAGCCUGCGUUUUCUCUUCUGAAGACUCCAUCCUACCACUUCUGCAUCUGGUCGAGGUUUACACUACACCCGAAAUCUCUCCCCAUGAUUCACCUGCGGGGAGUUCCCUGCGGCUCAGCCAGGGGCCAAACUGUCUUUCAAGACUGGGCCACACACGUCUCAGGGGUGAGCCGUGGGGGUGGAGGGCUCAGCCUGGGCAGCUCUCGUCUGCAGCCGGCUCACAGGAACCCUCUGCUCAGAAGGUGCAGCCACACCCUCCACUCCGGGCCAACAACCGGGCCUGGGCCUCCUCCAGGUCCUCUCUGCUCUGGCCGGAGCAGCGUCCACCUCCUCAGGCCCCCCGGGCUGCCCUCCGGCUCCAGCUGGGUAGCCCCAUGAGACCUGGAAACUGCAAGUCCCAGCGAUGA
Molecule: messenger RNA, 525 nt
Organism: Rangifer tarandus platyrhynchus (Svalbard reindeer)
Lineage: Eukaryota; Metazoa; Chordata; Mammalia; Artiodactyla; Cervidae
Source: the annotation of a GenBank genome assembly